GACACGCAGACACACAGACACACGCGCACACAUCUCCAGCAGGCCUGAGGAGGGGCUGCCUGAGCCCAGGAUGAUGUUGCCAAGUGGCCUUGGUGGUGACAGACGACAGCCCGGGGCUGUGGAAGAGUCUCCGCCUUCUUUCAGGUUCUCCAUCUUCCCUCAAGUUUGCCCAAGCACUCUUGCCUGGAGGAAACACAGAGUCCCAGGUGGGCGGGACUUUGUUCUAACCACUGAGUAGGUGUGCUGGGAGCCUGACAGGUGGCUGUUCCCAGCAGAAGGAUGUGUCUGAUCCCUUGGUGGGCCAAGGAGGGCCAGUCUCUGGAAGCCAGAGUCAGGGGCUGCCGGCGUUGCUCGGGUUGUGCCUCCCCUGUGAGAUACUGGAAGAGAAGGCCCAAGUGCAUGGGGCUGGCCAAGGUCCAUUAGGUUCAAGCCCACAUUUCCGUUGGAUAGAGCAGCUGGCCAGGCCGGGGCCAGGCUAAGAACUGUCCCAUGCAAUAAGCAGCUGGAACUGUCCUGCAAAACCUCCGGUAAGAGCUUGCUCUGGUCCAGACUGCCACCCUGCAGGCCAGACUUCAGAAGAAAAGUCAGGGCUUCACUUGGAGUGUGUGGAUGUGGUUAAGGAGCAGAGAAGUCAUCUUCCACGUCAAACAGCUUUGCUGAUUGUAAGCCUCCAUCACUUUGCUGGGAGUAAAACUGUCAACUCCAUCCUUAUCUGUGUGCAGAACAUGCCGAGGUAAUGGCCUCCGAGGGCUGCUAGGCCUUCCAGUGGCUCCGCCCUUGCCUCUUCAUAGGGCCUUUCUUCACUGUGACAUGAAUUAACAGAUCCAUUUCCCACCUGGCUCACGCUUCGCCCCUGACUAGAUCUCCUGCCCUUGAAGACGAAGUGUGGCAUUCUUCUCUCUGCCCCAUCUUUGCUUCUGGGUAAUGAAGGUUGUCUUGAUCCUUGCGGCCCUCCUCUUGCCCACGCUGACCCACAGCAGCUUCUGGCAGUUCGGAAGAAUGAUCAAGCUCAUGACCGGGAAGAGCGCCUUCUUCUCUUACUAUGGUUAUGGCUGUUACUGUGGCCUGGGGGGCAGAGGAAACGCGGUAGAUGACACAGACAGGUGCUGCCAGGACCAUGAUUGCUGCUACGCUGAGCUGAAGACCUGCUGUGGCUGUCAGCCCAUGUUUAGCACCUACCAGUUCCACAUUGUCAACGGAAGUGUCAUCUGCUAUGGUGGCAGCAGCAGUGGGAGCCGCUGCGGGUCACUGACCUGUGAGUGUGACAAGAGAUCUGUUCACUGCUUCAAAGAGAGCCUUCCCACCUAUAAGAAGAAUUAUCAGUUCUAUAGUCAGUCCCGGUGUGGUAUGAACAAGGUCACAUGCUGAGCAAGAGGCCAGCGCAUAGUGCUUCCCCCCAACAACAGAUGAGAGACUUCACCUUCUCUUAAAACCGCACAAGACCCACCCUCCAGGAAAACUUCCCAGAUGAAGCUCAGCACACUCAGCCAUGGCCCCACAGAUUGUUAGAGCUUUGAACUUAGACAUAGAAUGUCAGAGCUAAAAAGGACCUUAGACUAUAGAAUUUCAGAUGUGGGAGGGACCUUAGAGCAUAGAAUAUGAAAAUAGAAAUGGCCCUUAGAACAUAGAAUGUCAGAGCUAAAAAGGACCUUAUUGCUCAUCCCAUGUUCCAUGAGGAUUUGUUUGAGGCACUCUGUGGUCCAGGGCCCAAUUGUAAACAUAGGUCAGGAGUACCCACUCGUGUGUUUACUUUUGCCAGACAAACAGAAGACACAUUGGUACAAAGCAAAAAGCAUUGCAACAAAGAGUAUUGCAAAUCAAGUAAAAAGAAAACAUCCUCAAAGCACACAUAGGUACACUCUUCUCACCUACAAGUUACCCACAGUACUAAUAGAGUGGGUGAAAGGCAGAGAACACACAUGACCAGGGAAUACACAUGGAAGGCAUACUCAUGAGGACACACAGCCAGGAUGAUUCACACCUGUAGCAUUGUAGAAUUGCUAAUGUCCACUGGU
Dromiciops gliroides (monito del monte) is the source of this 2015-nucleotide messenger RNA. It is a transcript of the gene PLA2G2C, whose product is annotated as phospholipase A2 group IIC. The transcript has 5 exons. The record is from RefSeq and is a predicted model, not a curated record. Bases 925 to 1368 code for a protein of 147 amino acids. Gene Ontology annotation, molecular function: phospholipid binding; signaling receptor binding; calcium ion binding. Gene Ontology annotation, biological process: arachidonate secretion; lipid catabolic process; fatty acid biosynthetic process. NCBI's taxonomy places the organism in Eukaryota, Metazoa, Chordata, Mammalia, Microbiotheria, Microbiotheriidae.